Messenger RNA from Esox lucius (northern pike), 2624 nucleotides. It is a transcript of the gene dclre1b, whose product is annotated as DNA cross-link repair 1B. Lineage: Eukaryota; Metazoa; Chordata; Actinopteri; Esociformes; Esocidae. The transcript is spliced from 6 exons. Gene Ontology annotation, molecular function: damaged DNA binding; 5'-3' DNA exonuclease activity. Gene Ontology annotation, biological process: interstrand cross-link repair; protection from non-homologous end joining at telomere; double-strand break repair via nonhomologous end joining. Bases 163 to 2061 code for a protein of 632 amino acids. The record is from RefSeq and is a predicted model, not a curated record.
GAAAAAUACGACAUACAUGGCAGAAUAACGAGUAGCUAUUACGUUACUACUAGUAGCGAUGUAUAGCUUACGUUACCAGUGUAACUAUUUGUAGUUACAGUAGCUACCCCUGUCGACCGAUUGAUAAAUAAGUUCACAGGAGGAGAGUGCAGAACUGUGACAAUGAAUGGAAAACUCAUCCCUUAUACUCCAAUGGCGGUUGACUUCUGGCAAGUUAGGAAAUGUCCACACGCCCGGCUGUUCUUCCUGUCCCAUAUGCACAGUGACCACACUGUGGGUUUGACAUCUACCUGGUCCAACAGACCCAUCUACUGUUCGCCAAUCUCUGCUACACUGCUCAAACUCAAACUACAGGUCGGAGAACGAUGGAUCCAUCCUCUGGAGGUGGGGGAACCGUACAUGCUUCCCCUGGACGACAUGGGCAAGGAGAGGUUGACCGUCACUCUAAUGGAUGCCAACCACUGUCCCGGAGCGGUCAUGUUCCUGUUCCAAGGGUACUUCGGCACCAUACUCUACACCGGAGACUUCCGCUACACCCCGUCCAUGCUGCGCGAGCCCUGCCUGCAGACCAACACCACCGUGGACGUUCUGUACCUGGACAACACCAACUGUGACCCGACACGCACCCUGCCUUCCCGACAGCGGGCCGCCCAGCAGAUCAAAGAGAUCAUCCGCAGCCACCCCGGGCACAACGUUGUCAUCGGCCUGUACUCCCUAGGCAAGGAAUCUCUGCUGGUCCAGCUUGCCAUGGAGUUUAAGACGUGGGUUGAAGUGUCCAUCGAGAGGCUGGAGACUCUGAGGGCGCUGGAGCUACCGGACGUGUUCACCACCGAGCCAGGUGCCGGCCGGAUCCGGGCUGUGGACCAGUCCGAGAUCCGCUCCGCCAGUCUGCUCCUGUGGAACCGGGAGCACCCCACUCUGGCCAUCCUGCCGACCAGCCGACCCGUGGUCUCGUUUCACCCCAACGUCCAUGUGGUGCCCUACUCUGACCAUUCCUCUUACCAGGAACUGGAAGACUUUGUCUCUGCCCUGAGGCCCACCUCGCUGGUCCCCAUCGUCGGCAGGCCUACCUCUGGCAUCCCCUCGUUCUCUGCCCUUCUGCCUCGGAGGAAGCGCCAUGAGGUCCUGGUUCCCGAGUCCGUCCAGCACUACAUGAAGGGAGGAUCUGAGGUUCAGGAUCAAGUGGCAGGUCUGGCCAGCGUUUCAGGUCACGGUAGUCUGCCACGCAGGCCCACCCGACCCCAUCCACCCAGAGGGGUGGUGUUCGAGUCCCCCCGGAAGGCUUCUUCCCAGGGAUCCGGGUCUGGGUGUGUGGUGGUGGAGGCCUGGGAGACGCACCCCGUGGAGCGUUCAGGAGGUCAGGAGGAGGAGAUGGACACGGAGAUGGAAGGAGAUGGAGGGGAGUCUGACUGUGUUCUGAUGGAUCUGGGUAAAGACCGCAGUCCGGCCAAAGACAAUGACUCCAGCCCCAGCCUGUCCAGAGACCCCAGCCUGUCCAGAGACCCCAGCCUGUCCAGAGUCCCCAAUAUUAACCGUGGGGGGGAACGAGACCCAUGGAGGCUGAAUCUGGUCCAGGGUGUUUCUGAGAAUCUGUACCUCAAUCAGGGGGAGGAGAGUUUGUCCUUCAGUCAGUUCACACAGGGUAACUUUGCCCCAAUGGAGGUCCUGAGAAACACAGCUGUUUCACUGAGACCCAGGGGCGUGAUGGAGAACCAGUCUCACAAUCCACCUAGUGACAGUGACAAAAUGGCCGCCCUGAACUGUAACCUAAACCAAGUGUCAUUAAACCAAAGCAGUCCUCACAUUGGAAGCCCAGACCAAGAGGAAGGUCUGGCUCCAUUACUGCAUGCGUGUCUGAACUCCAGUUUGGAUGCCGGUGCCCGUUUGAACACCAGGAGCCCUACUGAAACACACCACCACCUGGAGGACUGUGAAGUAUCACUUCUGUUUUCCCUCCCCUUCUCAGACGAGGACCUGUACGACUCCAGCCGAUACUCGAACAAACACCUGGAUCUGAGCUUUAUCAAAAAGUUCAGCCUCUCUCCUUCAGAUGUGGAGUAGGUUAAUGCCACCCUGAACUGGACACUGGUCCACUUUUGAUUCGGGAGAUGGGAAGCUGACUGAAAUGUUCUCCCCUGGGGGAAUCAUUACUUUAGAUGUGUUCCAGUAGAGAAAUGAACUUCCCUGUUCCACUCUGCGUGGGAAGGGACCUUAGCUGCUGACAGUGGUCAGAGAAAGACCCACGUGAAAUCCUGUGUGCUUUCACAAGUGACCUGAGUGUUCUCUUCUACUUCUGCACUUUGAAAAGGAUGGUUGAGUUUUACUUGCUAGGCUGGAUUAUAAUGGAGAUUCUCCGCUAAGCUUGCCUUUUGGUUAAGAAUUGAACCUAUGUCAAGGAGACAAAACCAGUUAUUUCAUUGUCGUUUAAUUUAUGGCAUGAUUGGUGUUUAUACAGGAGCAGUUUUAUCCCCACCCGCUCCUAUGUGUCAUGGGUAGUGUCUUUAAUUGCCCAUAACUGAACAGUGUUUUGAGUGUGAAUCCUACGUACUGCUCAAAUGUUGUCACAGUGUGUUGUUUCUGACAAAUGAGGAUACAGAGAGAAAUUUGUUGAAUAAAGAUUGAUG